Molecule: messenger RNA, 2656 nt
Organism: Scophthalmus maximus (turbot)
Lineage: Eukaryota; Metazoa; Chordata; Actinopteri; Pleuronectiformes; Scophthalmidae
Product: Usher syndrome type-1G protein homolog
Exons: 4
Coding region: 260-1696 (478 amino acids)
Biological process (GO): sensory perception of light stimulus; equilibrioception; sensory perception of sound
Molecular function (GO): protein binding
Source: RefSeq, a predicted model, not a curated record
CCCCAGCACCUCCAGGACCUCCAGGACCUCCAGCACCCCCAGCACAUCCAGGACCUCCAGGACCUCCAGCACCUCCAGGACCUCCAGGACCUCCAGGAGCCCCAGCAUCUCCAGGACCUCCAGGACCUCCAGGACCUCCAGCACCUCCAGGACCUCCAGGACCUCCAGGACCUCCAUGGAACCGAGCGCGGAGUGAGCCGGGCCGAGGCCGAGGCCGGGGGACCGAGGGACCGAGGGGGCGAGGCGCGCCGCCGCCGCCAUGAACGACCGGUACCACCGGGCGGCCAGCGACGGUUACCUGGACGUCCUGCGGGAGGCCACGCGGAGGGAGCUGGACGCGCCGGACGAGGACGGGAUGACACCGACCCUGUGGGCCGCGUACCACGGCAACCUGGAGGCGCUGCGGCUCAUCGUGGGCCGGGGAGGUGACCCGGACAAGUGUGACAUCUGGGGGAACACGCCGCUCCACCUGGCGGCUGCCAACGGCCACCACAACUGCCUGUCCUUCCUGGUGGCGUUCGGUGCCAACGUGUGGUGUCUGGACAACGACUACCACACGCCGCUCGACAUGGCCGCCACCAAGGCCCACAUGGACUGCGUCCGCUACCUGGACUCCAUCGCUGCCAAGCAGAUCACCCUCAACCCGAAGCUGAUCGGCAAACUCAAGGACCGGGCCUUCCGUGCCGCGGAGUGCCGGAUCAAAGACUGCGCCAAGCUCCAGAGGAAGCACCGGGAACGCAUGGAGAGGAAGUUCAUGAAGGAGUCGGCGGCUUUGGACAACCUGGAUGCUAUUAGCUUUUCCAGCUACACCAGCAGCAGCACGCUGAGUCGCAAGUUCAACACCGUCACCUCCAACAUGCCAUACUCUCAGGCUACUCUGCAAUCCACAGCCAAGGGCAAGGCCAAGAUACAGAAGAAGCUGGAAAAGAAGAAGCAAGUUGAUGGAACGUUUAAGAUCUACGAGGACGGGAGGAAGAGUGUGCGCUCGCUGUCCGGCCUGCAGCUCAGCAACGACGUCAUGUUCCUCAAACAGGGCACCUUCGCCAACCCCAGGGAGCGCUCCCGCCUGAACAUACGAGACAUGUUCCCCCGUGACAACGACGACGACGACGCAGACGCCGUCUCCCGUGCCAUGAGCGACCCGGGCCUCCACGAGGCUGCGUACUCGGAGAUCAGCGCUGACUCCGGUCGCGAUUCCCUGUUCAACCGACCCGGGCUUGGCACCAUGGUGUUCAGGAGGAACUACCUGAGUGCGGGCAUGUUUGGCAUCGGGACACAAGAUGAGAGGAGCGUCGUAGGCAGUGAACCUGCGGGCCGGUCGCCAAACGUUCGUCUACGUGGGCGUCUGCCUCGGCGCUCGCCCAGUUUUGACGGGGACAGCAUUGGCAGCGUCUUGAGCCUGCAAGAAGGAAACAUGCAGGAGUUGCCUUGGGAGGAGGCGGACGUCGGGCUGGACGAGGACUUGGAUCCAGAGAGCAGUCCUCUCGAGACCUUUUUGGCCUCGCAGGGCCUCGGUGAGUUCAUGCCGAUCUUCAGGAGGGAGAAGAUCGACCUGCAGGCUCUGCUGCUUUGUUCCGACCAGGACCUCUCGGGCAUUCACAUCCCUUUGGGCCCCAGGAAAAAACUGCUGGACGCCUGCAAGAGACGCGUGGACGCGCUAGACGAACCAGAGGCCAUUGAGGACACUGAGCUUUGAAGCCUCAGCAUAGUCUGGGGAUCACAGACGUCGCAGAACAGAAGAGAGUGGAUGGCCUUUGUUCAUGUUGAAUUACUUCUACAGUGAGUUCAUUGCCUACAAUAUUUAUCUGCUAAUAAAAGAAGAAAAUGCUAAGUUUUGGCAAAUUACAAAAAAGCUGUAUCAGAAGGCCACAUUCUGUUUUGGUCACUCCUACUCUUAAACACUUUGAGCAAGCCUCUAGUGCAGCUCCACCCAAACUCCACCUGAGAAGAAAUCAAAUCAGCCAGAACAACUUUAAAAUACCUGUUUUUCAUAUGACGCUCCACCAGAUCGGUGGAGAUGUUUUCUGGAUAAACAGCACCACCGUGUGGCGUUUUUGUGAUACAACACAAUAUGGUUUCAGAGCUAAAGGCCUAAUUCUAUUCUUAGUAGCAUGACAUUAUUUUGUCUUUUUUAUAAUAAAGGUUAAAGUCACAGGGAAGUUUUUAUGCAUAUUUGUUGCUGUCUCCAUCUGCUGUCUUUACCUUCCCGUACUGUCAGUGAAGGCAGCACAGACUCCAGUGAAACCUGCCUGUUACUGUAACACCUGGGAAUCUGUACUGUACUUAUUAGUGAAUGUCCUUUAACAUCUUAAUAUGUUAUUGCUUAUGUCUCUGUUGUACAGUUUUACUACUUUAAAUGUGUUAUUUCAUUCGACUGUUCACGUGUGACGGAUGAAAAAAAGCCUCUAACCGACUGUUGCUCUGCAAACACUGUCGCAACAGUACGAACACCGAGGCGUUACUGCGAGGUCAUGGGAGCGUUUUUCUAGAUAACGCUGUUAUCUGGAGUUCCUGUUUGGUUUCACAGAAGGUUUGUCUGCACUUGAGAGUAUGGCUGUGCAUGAAUGUACAUUUUUAUGUUGUGGGGGGGAAAAAUCUGUUUUUGUAAAAAAAAAAUCCUGUAAAAAUGUCGCUUUUAAUAAAAUACAAAUUAUGU